CGGCUCUGACUCUCUCUCAGCCUCUUUGAAGAAGCGAUGAGGAGAAGGAGUUGUCUCCCUGCUGAUACCAGGACGUCUGGGAUGCACUAACCCACGUUUGUUUUCCUCUGGGAUCAUAUUUGUAUAUUUCUCCGGAAAACAAACAAUACCCGGAGGAUUUGGCGUAUCCAUCAAUCGGAUGCAAGCAGGUAGAACUCCUUUGUCUUUAUCCAACUUCUUAUGAUCUUUUUACGCAUCUGCAACGGAAUAACUUCUAUUUUGGGAUUUUUUUUAAAACUGUCUCAUAUUUUUUUCAUGAUUUUUAAUCAACUUUGUCAGUUUGAUAACUCUUCUGUGUGUGGAUGCAUUUUUUCUCCGAGUUAUUUAAUCGGAUUUUGUUGCCAAAGGGAAGCACAGCACUCCACUUAAAGUCAAUACUGGAGCAGUUUAGUUGCCAUGAUUGAAUUAAGGCGUCUUUAUUCAAUUACUACAUCAGAUCUUUGCCAUUCAAACCUUUUCUCACUGAAUUUAUUGUCACGUUUUCUCCUGAAUUUUCUAAUGCAAGUUGCUGGGAGAUUGAGUGCUUUUCACACUGCAUUGACUGAAGUGGUCAUUUUUAUUCAUUAAAUGAAAAGUUGCUGUUAAAAGAUUAUUUAGGUAUUUUUGAAUUUCAUCUCAAUUUGAAAUUUUCUGCAGAAUUUUAUUAUCAUUGUAAUCUAUAUUUGUUUUCCUGUGUAACACUGGGAGUUCUGCACCUAUCUUGCUUGAGUUGGUAGACAACUUUUUUUGUGUGAAAUGGCCCUUUUUAACUUGGUGUUGAACUAGACAGCAAUUGCACUGAGAUGGGGAAGGAGAGUUGUUCCACAGCGCCAUCCUUUGGCCACUGUUUUCUCCAGGGUCUCUCUCUCUCUUCCUGUGACUUCCUCCUCUGAGGGGUAGUGAGGGCACAGCUCCUUGUUCAGCUGACUGCUGUGGAAAAAAGCUCAAAUGUGCACUUUCUAGGACCAAGAGCCAUCAUGGCAGCAUAUCAGUUUCCACCCUGUGCAGAAUAAUUAUAGGCUUUCUGCUGGAUUCGUGUUAUGUCUGAGUCCUGCUGUGGGAGUGUUAAAUUGAACCAAAUCAGAGGGUCAUUUUUUUGUAGAGUCAUUUAUUGAGCCUGUUUUACAGCUCUUGUGGGCUUGUACUUAAUUACCGUCUGUUGGGGGCUGGUUAGAUGCUGGCCACUGGGUAUGUUUUAUUGGACACUGUGUGGCAAACUCAGUCCAAUCUGUCUUCUUUCAGGCUGAACUCAGUAAGAUGGCAAAGCACUUACUCAGAUAUUAGGUUUCAAAUCAAAAACUGGAUCAGACAGUCUCAUUUCUUAUACACCCAGUGUGGAUGAUGAAGCAGUUACCUGAUUCACAGAUGGUUCUAGGUCUCCUGGGAGCCUUGCUAAACCAGCCAAUGCCUCAUUUUUAUGCUGCACUCAUGAUAAACUGACAGGGAAUGUGUGGGUGUAGACCUCCUGGCCAAUUUGAGCUUCCCCCCACAAAGGUUUGGAUACCCUUGAUGUGAUCCUGAAUGUCACACACCAGUUUAACUCCUCACAUGGCUAGUAUGAAUCUUUCCCUAGAGUCUUUUUAGUUCAGCUAUCUGUUAGAUUUGCUUUGCAGCUCCAAACUGCUCAGUUAUCCACAUCCAAAUGAUUUCCUCUUUUCGGUUUGGAACCAGCCUCUCUGACUUCAUCAUCACCACAGCCAUGCUGAGAAAAAGAAGCUCUGCUGCUCUGUAGUUCAGUGAUGGUCUGCUGGAUCUAUUAAAAUUCAAUCAAAGCGUAACUUUCUUUAUUGGGCUAUCAGGAUUGUUGGCAACGUCACAGUCAUGGAGUAAAAGCAUGAAGCAGCAGACUGCCUGAAGCCUGCACAGUCUCUGUGCUUCAUGUCAUGUGUAUGCAUGGACAAGGAGUGAAGUGAAACUCAGGAAACCAGAUAUGGUCAUUACUGAAGGAGAAGGUUAACCAUUGUGGCAAACCUCCAAGCCACUGUCUCAGCCUGUUCAGAGGAUCAGGGUUCAUCUUCUCCUCCUCGCUGCCCGCAGCCUCCAGUCACACUUAAAGAGACGUAAAUCUCUCCUUGACCACACAGCUGAUGUAUUCAGUGUAGAGAAGCUCUGUGUGAUAUUAUAUACAGGCUGCUAUGUCUUCAUAAAGUGGUAACUUCAAUCGUUUUUUCUGCAAACUUGAGCAUUUUGAGGAAUGUUGCGUUUUUAAACAAAUUAGACUGUCUUGAGGGUUUUCUGUUGCCACAGACUGCUGAGCUCCCUCAGUGACAGGGUGAAGGAUUAGCAGGCAGUGCUGUUACAGUACACUUGGGUACACUGCCCCCCUGUGUCCGUGCAUGGUACUGUUUUUUUUUUUUUCUAGUCUGGGAGUCAUCAGUCAAGAUAUAAAACUAUUUCACAGUUUUUUUUCUUUUCUUGCCUUUUACUCAUGAUGACCUUUUGUUUUAGAUAGAUAGAUAGAUAGAUAGACAGAUAGAUAGAUAGAAUUCUCUGAACUACUAUGUCUGGCCUGACUGUUGAUUAUUCAUUUUUUUCUCCUCUCGAGUUUCUUGAACGUAAAGAUGAUAUAAAUUUAUCAGAUUAUUAUUAGAUUUUAAAGCUCCUGUGAGGAACUUUUUUUGUGCACUUUGGCGCCCCCUUGUGGUCAAAACAGUCUUUGCUUAUCUUGUCCUCUACAUAUUUUGGUUAUGAGUCUUUAUGGAUAGAUGUAUAUGGAGAUGUAAAAACAGGGCUAUUUCUUCUGCUGCUUGGCAGUCACACUAGUUUUAGGCAUUAAAUAUCAUGAUAGAAAAUUCCUCAGUCAUGUUGUUUAGGAUCUUAUUUGCUUCUGAAUAUCAUAAAAUAGUAUCAAAAUGAAUUGAAGUAUAUUUCACAGAUGUCAAAAACGCCCCAUUGGAGCUUUAAAAAAUUUUUAGAGAAUCAACAAUAAGCCAAAACAACUGAGUCAUGAUAGGAAAACUGUGCUUGAUCAGAGGCUGUUAAGUAAUGAAGGACUGUCAGGAAAACUAUCAUUGGGGUGACAGGAGGUGGGAAUAAUAAUUAAAUGCUGAUUGUAGACAGAGCUGUCACCUGUUACAGUAAACACAUUCACUGCAAUAAGCUAAUUAUUUCUGUGACCUCCUUUUUGGUCAGGAGCUCAAAGGAGGUCCUUUAUCAGUCCUCAUCCACGCCAGCAGCUCUGUCAGACUUUUUGUAAAUGUUAUUCUGGAUAUUAUUACUUUAUCCUAUAUUCAUGCCAGGAAGCUAACAUUCUUACUGCUUGCUGCUAUCCAGUCUUCUAUCAAGGCUUGUGGGAACGACCUUAGUUUUCUGUUUGUCAUAUUUUGUCAUCAACCAAAGUACAACUGCAUUUCACACACUGAGUUUUGACAGAAUUGUGAUGUGGCUAUAGGACAGUAGGCCAGGUGAUCAGCACAGAAGCUAAUCACAGUUGUUGACUGGCUAGAUAUGUUAGUGGAUUUAUAAAGAUUUUAGGGCACAUCUUGUAGGAAUCUUGAACUUUUGUUGUGAUCUGUACAGUAGACACAGAACUUUAAAGCACAAAUCUUGAGGUGGUCCAUGUCGUAGUGCCAGCUGCCCAUGCUUCUUGAGUAUACACAUUGUCUAGGCGCUAUUGACGCUUUUCUAUGUUUUUAAUUAUGUGUUAUCAUAUGUAUGUUGGUGUGUACAUAUGAAGGUAGGUGAGAACUAAUAUGGCAGAGGGCGGUUAAGGGAUGUCAGAGCGUACUGAGUCUUCUCAAGCCAAAAAACCUGUGAAGGAGGGUAUCUUGCUGCCCAUCUGUCCCCAUCUCUACUUAUGCAUGGUCCUUAGAGUACAUAAGGGGUCAUGUGGUGGGUUGUAUAACUUAUCACAGAGCAUAGACAUAGAUAUGGGUUUUACUGAGCACUGUCCAUUAGCAUGCUCAUGCCUUGCUUAUUUCAAGUGCUAUGUCGAGGAAAGUUAUCAGCAUUAUAGAUGCAAAAGUAAGAGUGGGAUAAGUCCUCUGGGGAGUGAACAUAGAGCAAGUUAAAAAUAUGUAAAAAAUAUUUCAUGGUAUUACAUCCAGUAGUUGAAAUACUGUAUGUCGUCCUGGACCAGUUGCAUGUUCAGUAAUACAAAAUCUUGAAAAGUUACCCUAAGUCUUCUCUCUAUUCUUAACAUUUCAGAGCAAGGCCCAACUUAACGAUGGGCCCCAUACCCCUGAGUGUGCUGCUGCCGCUGACGGUGCUGGCUGUGGUGGUGGCUGUUGCUGCAGAGGGGAAUGCUGUGGAUGACGAGUACACUUGGCCACAGUGGAAGGUGCCUCUGGUAAGGAAAAGACGCACUGUGCCGCUCAGCAGCCCAAACUUCUCUGCUCAUGCUCAGUCUGAGCUGAGUGGGACCUGUGGUAUAGAGUGCCAACGUCGCCUCCCCGCCGCCUCACUGGAUGACCUGGAGCAGUUCCUGUCCUACGAGACGGUUUAUGAGAACGGUUCACGCACAUAUACAUCAGUAUCAGUGCAGGGCCUUAAUGAGGUGACCGCCUGGUCUGGAAACGCCUCGUCCAGCUCCCGCCGCAGACGAGAGGUCUAUGGCACAGAUACUCGCUUCACCAUCUCUGACAAGCAGUUUUCAACCAAGUACCCCUUCUCCACCUCGGUUAAGAUCUCCACAGGGUGCUCUGGGGUUCUCGUGUCACCCAAACAUGUGUUAACUGCUGCCCACUGUAUCCACGACGGGAAGGAUUAUCUCGAUGGCGUGCAGAAGCUUCGUGUUGGCAUUCUGAAGGAGAAGUCCAGACGAGGAAAAGGAGGCAAGGGGAGAGGAGGCCGAGGAAAGGGAAAGAGAAGAAAGGGAGAGAAAGGUAACGAGGACGGGGAGGAGAAGGAAGACAAUGGUGAGAAAGGGGAACGAAGAGGGAAACAGAGAGGUGGAAAGAGACGUAGUCGACGUAGUGCUGAAUCGGAUAAACCUUCAUUCAGGUGGACCAGGGUCAAGAAGACCCAGGUACCUAAGGGCUGGUUCAAAGGUGUGUCUGAGGGACUGGCUGCUGACUAUGACUAUGCUGUUCUGGAGUUGAAGAAAGCCCCCAAAGUCAAACAUAUGGAUCUGGGUGUUAUCUCUUCACUGAAAAAGCUCCCUGCUGGAAGAAUUCACUUCUCUGGCUUUGAUGAUGACCGACCUGGAAACCUGGUGUACCGCUUCUGCUCUGUCUCUGAGGAGUCCAAUGACCUGUUGUAUCAGUACUGCGAUGCCAAACCCGGCUCCAGCGGCUCUGGGGUCUACAUCCGCCUCAAAGAGCCCGGCAAGAAGAAGUGGAAGAGGAAGAUCAUCGGUGUGUUUUCCGGUCACCAGUGGGUGGAUGUAAACGGGGACGGGUCGCAGCAGGAUUACAAUGUGGCGGUGAGGAUAACUCCUCUUAAAUAUGCUCAGAUCUGCUACUGGGUCCACGGGGACUCAAGCGAGUGCCAGGUAGCUUAAUACAACACAGGAAUCCCUCUAAACCACCAAGCUAUCCCUCUCCCUCUGACCCUCCUUUUUGUAAAGGACACCCAGACUACUCCCACCCUCUCUGUCACCACCAACCCGGGGCCCGACGACUGCCUCUCCUCCUCCUCCUGCCUCCUUAUUACCUCCUGUGCCUCCCAGUGACUUUUGCUACACUGAUCUACACAAACACACACACACUUGCACACUCAAACACACACACCACAAACAGCCAUACAGACUCAAGAGACCUGUGGCUCUUCAGCUUUUCUAAUUUAUUUGCUAAAAAAUAACUGAGAAAAAAAAAAUGUAUAGUUUGUAUUUUCAGAUCUUUCAGAUCUGCAGUUCUGCUUUCCAUUCUGACUCUUUUAUAUUGUCUCUUUUGGAUACAACAUUGGCUAAAUUCAGAUGGUUGUUCAUCUUAUAGUUAAAUGAGGCUUUAUACGGAGACACUGGCAUUUGCAGUGUUGUGAUUAAGAAGUACAGGUAAUGGCUUUGAUAAAACACCCGUAACAAAUCAUUGUAAGAUUGUUGUUUUUUAAAAAUAAUGGUGUUUUGACAUUAUGUGCGUCUAGAAAUGAUUAUUUGUGACAAAUACCCUUGAAAAAGAUCAAUUUCUCCAACUAAAGGGAGAAAAAAUGAGAUUUGUGAGUCCCACAUUAACGUUUCUCUGUUCCUGAAACACAGUGAAAUAUGCUUUCAUUGUUGUGCACAUAACUACAUCUGUGCUGAUCCGAUAGACAUGGUGCUAAUUUAAGGAAUUGUAAACUUUCUGGUUGGGGGGGCUUUUCAGAAUAUAUUUUGAUAGCCUAGUACUGUAACUAUGUAUUUAAUGUAAGGCUACAUAUGGGUUGUGUCACAUGAUCCAUAUCAUCUAUUACUUGAGCUGUUGAGAUUUCUUUAAAUCUAAGGGAUAAAGAUUGUAAAAGUUAAUAUUGUGAUAUGAUGACAGAUUCAAAUCUGGGAUGUGAUUUUUUUUUUGUUUUUUUUUUUCAUGUUGUUUAUGUUCCAAAAAUGCAUACGAGUAUCCUUUGAAUACCAAAUACCUGAAUUUCAUGAGGCGGAUUGAGGACCAACAUCCAUUAAAACAAGAUUACAAUAUA
Messenger RNA from Xyrichtys novacula (pearly razorfish), 6567 nucleotides. The record is from the annotation of a GenBank genome assembly. Lineage: Eukaryota; Metazoa; Chordata; Actinopteri; Labriformes; Labridae.